AUGCUUAAACAGUCGCAAGAAUAUUCAAAAUAUGUUCGAACUCUUGGAGAGAUUGAUAAGGUGUUUGACACCGCAUCCGCACCACAAAAAAUGGUUACAUGCGGUCAUCAUGUUUGGAUGGCGCUCCUAAAUGGCGCAGAGGUGCGCAAUACACGUACGGCUGAACCUGUACAUGGAUGGGAUAUCACUCUAUCUAACGACAAAAAUGACUCUAGUGUAUGGUCGCUCCAAGCCGUAAUGACACAGAGUAAAGGUUCACAAGUGUGGAUGGGUCUCUCUAACGGAAGUAUUGAGGUGUAUGAUGCCCAGUCUUUUCGUAUGGUACAACGACUGGCGAAACAUGCUGGUGGUGUUUACUGUCUUGCUGAGUUUGGGGGUUAUGUAUACUCAGGCAGUAGCGACUUCAAGAUUGCACAGUGGUACGCAGAGGAUGGACGUCUUGUGCGUAUGCUACAUGGCCAUACCAACUAUGUGCGUUGCCUAUACGCGGAGGGGAGUGCAGUUGUGAGUGGAUCUGACGACUGCACUGUGCGUGUGUGGGAUGCGGGAAGUGGUGAGGCACAGCUGACAGGCCACUUUCAUGGCCGAGCUGGUGUGUCGGCUCUCUGCCGCGUUGGCGUGACGAUGUGGUCUGGCGAUGAUGACGGGCGUGUCAUUGCAUGGAAGUUAGGCACGUGCGAGGCGCUACGGGUCCUGCAGGCACACGGUGGCCGUGUAGCCUCAUUGCGAAAGAUUGGAUCACGAGUAUACUCUGGUGGUGCUGAUGGUAUUAUUGCCGUAUUUGAUGCAGAGGAUGGACGAUUGUUGCAACAAAUAGAAGGUCACCGAGGUACUCGUAUUACGGCUCUUGUUGGGCCAUCUGAACUCCAACGGUUCUGCAUCUGGUCUUGUGGUACUGAUGCUGUCGUUCGAUGUUGGUAUCAAGAUGAAUAUGUCUCUAUGGCAGGAGACAAAGAAAGGUUUGCGGAAGAUUUCUGGUAUCGUACGGGUUCUACACCCUAUCGUGAGUUUCGUGAAAGUGUAUUAAAGCAGAUCGGUCUGCUUCGGGAAAAGCUCAUGAUGGCAGAGGAUCAAAACUCUCGCUUGUUAGAUUUGCUCAGCUUCUCUAACGCUUCUCUUACUCCAGAGCACAUGCAGAGUCGUGAAGCUAAACUGAAAGAGGAAUAUCGAAUUGCAAAAGAAAGGCAAGAAAUGGUAGAAAAUGAGCUUGAAAAGUCAAAAGAACUCUUGCAAAGACGAGAAAGGGAUACAAAUACUUUGGUCGAACUUCUUCGCGUGGCUCAGGCUGAAUUAAAGGUUUUAGAUCCUGCUGCACUACAUGAAAUACAAACCAGUACAACAAAUCUCCCUUCUGGUGCCGCAUCAAGUAUCCCGUUACCAUCUAAUGUUGUAGGGGGUACAACUUCUAUAAGCGGUUUGGCACCGCAAUCAGGCGUUGCUCUCACCGGUGCUGGGACUACUACAACCUUGCCUCCCUCUUCAUUGCCCGCUCAAGGUGUACUCACGUCACAACCGUAUUCUGCAGGGACUCAACCAGGAGGAACCACUACAGGUGUGAGUACAAUAACCCCACAGCCGUAUUCUGCAGGGACUCAACCAGGANUACAAUAA
Trypanosoma theileri is the source of this 1611-nucleotide messenger RNA. RefSeq lists its product as uncharacterized. Lineage: Eukaryota; Euglenozoa; Kinetoplastea; Trypanosomatida; Trypanosomatidae. The transcript has a single exon. Bases 1 to 1611 code for a protein of 536 amino acids. The record is from RefSeq and is a predicted model, not a curated record. Gene Ontology annotation, molecular function: protein binding.